CCGGACGGAAUUAAAUUAACUGGAAUAUGAUGAAUAUAUUUGAUUUUAACUGCAUGUCCAAGCAAUUACCAAUAAUCACGUCUGUUAGUGAGUUUAUUCCAUUUUUCCCGUAAGAAACAUGGACAAACCUACUAACGUGUAGCCAAACAUAACAUAUAUUAUCUGGGUAAUCAGGAUAGACAAUGUACCUUUGACCUUAAUGGCAUCACCUCUGACCUCACGAUACGACGGAAAAACACGAAGCUGCCCGAGUCCCGGUUUACCUGAAGACAAAAGCGUCAUAGGAAGCAGGAGAAAUGCCGCGGCGUAAAAAGCCGAAGCUGACGAGGUGGCUCGCUUGGAAGGCAAAAAAGGCAGAAGAGGAAAAAAAGAAGAUUCGUGAUGAGCAGGACAAAGCAGCACUGGAGCCAGCUGAAGAGCAGCAAGUGGAGGGAGCACAAGGUGAAACGCGGAGGCCUAAAAGUACAAGAGUGCUGACGUUGAAUGCUUGGAAAGAGAAGGCAGAACUGGAGAAAAAGAAGAUGGAGGAUGAGCUGUGCAAAGCGCGACAAGUAAAGAAAGCACAAGAAAAAAUGCGGAGGCGUAAAAAAAAAAGGCUUGCAAAGUUGAAAACACGGAAAGCAGAACGGGGAAAGAAGAAGCGUCGACAACAGCGCAAAGCUCGACAGAAGUUGGCAAAAGUCAGAGCAAAAGAGAAGCUAGCUGAGCUUGAACAAACUGCAAAUGAGAUGCACAUCAAAGAGGAGGAGACAGGAGACACUGGAUGGCAACAGGAUGGACAAGAGAACGUUUUGGUAACGUACAGUGAGGAUCAGGAAAGCUACGACUGCUUUGGUGCAAACCAACCAACCGGACAAGCUCAGAAUGAGACUUACAACAGUUUGGAGCAGACAACAGACACGGGGCGGCAUCAGAACGAGGAAGGAGCCGUUCCAAAUGAAGAAACGUGCGGUGUAAAAGCAGAAAUCCACAAUGAGGACCACGAAACGUACAACUUCAUUUGCUCUGUUCUACCAAGCGAACACCCAUGGCACAAGAUUUACAACAGUUCAAAAGCGACAACAGACACGGGACGGCAACAGGACGAGGAAAGGGACGUUCUAAGCGACGAAACGCGCAGUGUAAGAGCAGAAUUGGAAGAGUCUAACUGUGAGCUUUUUACUGGGGAACUGUGUACUGGGCAUCCUGGGAUGGAGAUGGACAGCACAGAACACCCUGGGAAGGAGAUGGACCAUCCUGGGAAGGAGAUGGACUGUACAGAACACCCUGGGAAGGAGAGUGACAGCAUGGAGACCCAGACAACAGACAUGGGCCUGGAGCAGGAAACGUGUGAUGUGAACUUUCCCCAACCUGACAACACAUCAACCUCACAGGUACUAGUACAGGAGAGCAGAGGUAUUACCGGAAUGCACGUGGUCGAACAUACCAUUGAAAAACCCUUCAUGUGUGGGGAGUGUGGAUACAGGACAGCUCAAAGAUCUAACUUGUCCCGACAUAUGAGAUCCCACACAGGAGAGAAACCCUACAUGUGUAACCAGUGCGACUUUUCUACUGCAGAGAAAUCCAAAUUGGUUCGACACGUAAGAAAACACACCGGUGAGAAACCCUACAUGUGUGGGGAGUGUGGGUACAGGACAAAUUAUCAAGUAAGCCUAUCUCGACACAUGAGAACCCACACAGGAGAGAAACCCUACAAGUGUCACCAGUGCGACUAUUCUGCAGCACAGAAAUAUUCUUUGGAGAGACAUCGAAUAAAUCACUUACUAGGUGAAAAAAACUACAUAUGUGGGGAGUGUGGGUUCAACACAACUCGGAAGUCUUCAUUUUUGCAACAUGAGAAAACACACAGGAGAAAAACCCUACAAGUGUGACCAGUACAACUAUUCUGCACCACAGAGAGCCAGUUUGGACAGAAAUCUAGCAAAACAUAGUGGUGAGAAACCCUACACUUACGGAGAGUGCGGGUACAAGGCGGCUCGAAAGCACCACUUAUCCGAACACAUGAAAAUUCAUACAGGAGAAAAACCCUACAGCUGUCAUCUGUGUAGCUACUCUGCAGCUAGGAAAUCAACCCUGUCUAAACAUUUGAUAACCCAUGAGGAAGACUAAAUCUAAAGUGUGACGUACAGCAUGAAAUGUCUUCUUCUUUAUUGCAUAAAAUGUCAUUUGUGUGAGGUAGUCAAGGUAACAAGUUAAGGCCAUUCAAAAAGACAUAUGGCAGUGAACCAUAUUUGAACAUUCCAGAAUUUGAAAUUCAUAGAGCCAUGUGUGAAUUACCUAUCAGUGAUCACCCCUUAUAUGUAGAAUCUGGCAGGCAUAGACGUACGCUCUACAACUGUACAAAAUAGACUAUGUUCAUUUUGUAAUAAGCAAUGUGGAAGACGGUCCCAACUUAGGAGUUACUGUGUUGAUAAUAGGUAAUCUUUGUAAACGAAUGUUCACGAGGCAAAAACUAGGCAAGUCUACGGAUGACCUGAUUUGCUUGAUUUUGAAAAUAAUUUUGUAGGUGUAUUGAAUACACUUGUAUUAUAGUUGAAAUUACAUUAGUGUGGUCGUCUUGGGUGUGCACUAGUGAGGUAGCCAUGAGUGUAUCUGUAAAAGUGACACUAGUCAUGUAGCCAUGAGUGUAUCUGUAGAAAUGACCCUAGUGAGGUAGCCAUGAGUGUAGUUGUAGAAAUGACCCUAGUGAGGUAGCCUUGAGUGUAGUUGUAGAAAUGACCCUAGUGAGGUAGCCUUGAGUGUAGUUGUAGAAGUGACACUAGUGAGGUAGCCAUGAGUGUAGUUGUAGAAAUGACCCUAGUGAGGUAGCCUUGAGUGUAGUUGUAGAAAUGACCCUAGUGAGGUAGCCUUGAGUGUAGUUGUAGAAGUGACACUAGUGAGGUAGCCUUGAGUGUAGUUGUAGAAGUGACACUAGUGAGGUAGACUUGGGUGUAGUUGGCUUAUGUGUAUACAGAAGAGAUU
This is a messenger RNA of Branchiostoma floridae (Florida lancelet), 2961 nucleotides long. RefSeq names its product histone-lysine N-methyltransferase PRDM9-like. Gene Ontology annotation, biological process: regulation of transcription by RNA polymerase II. Gene Ontology annotation, cellular component: nucleus. NCBI's taxonomy places the organism in Eukaryota, Metazoa, Chordata, Leptocardii, Amphioxiformes, Branchiostomatidae. The record is from RefSeq and is a predicted model, not a curated record. Gene Ontology annotation, molecular function: DNA-binding transcription factor activity, RNA polymerase II-specific; RNA polymerase II transcription regulatory region sequence-specific DNA binding. The transcript has 6 exons. Bases 297 to 1871 code for a protein of 524 amino acids.